Molecule: messenger RNA, 831 nt
Organism: Mytilinidion resinicola
Lineage: Eukaryota; Fungi; Ascomycota; Dothideomycetes; Mytilinidiales; Mytilinidiaceae
Exons: 4
Coding region: 1-831 (276 amino acids)
Biological process (GO): regulation of transcription by RNA polymerase II
Cellular component (GO): nucleus
Molecular function (GO): cyclin-dependent protein serine/threonine kinase regulator activity
Source: RefSeq, a predicted model, not a curated record
AUGGCCUCGCCUAGCCGAGCUCCUCCAAAACCCAAUCCGACCUCUUCCAACAAUGCAACAAUCGCCCUCCCAAAACCAACCGACCACUGGUCCUUCGCCAGCCUCCUCGCAGACAUACUCCGCCUCCCUCCCGAAACCAUCGCCAUGUGCUUCAUCUACAUAAACCGCUUCACAAAAUACACCCGAACCGCCACCGACGCGCCAAAACUAGAUCCGCACCUCAACAAACCCCCCCAAUCCCAGACCCUCACCCUCGCCGCCCUCUCUCUGGCCACCAAAACCACCGAGUCCCCGCGCCGCCUGCGCGCCCUCCUGCUGCCCGCGCACCGCCUGCUGCACGCCCACACGCGCGCCUACGUCCCCCUCACGCUCAAUUCGCAGACAUACGCCGGCCUGCGCCGCACCGUCGUCGCGGCCGAGCUGCUGCUGCUACGGGUGCUCCGCUUCGACGCGCACAUCCCGCUGCCGCUGGAUUUCCUGCCGCGCUAUCUCGACCGCACGGUCGGCGAGGCGGGGACCGCGGACGUGGAUUUUGACGAGUGGGGGAGGGGGGAGAGGGAGGAGGUGGGCGUGUGUGGGUUUAUGGAGACAGGCGUAGGGAGGGCGUGUAGGGGGGUGGGUGUUGAGGCAUGUAAGGAUUAUAGGUUUGCGAAUUUGUUUGACGCGAGGACGGUGGCGGCGGCGGUUGUGUGGGUGGUGUUGAGGGGGAGGGGGUUGGAGCUGGGGGAGGGGAGGGCGUGGGUGGAGGAGGUGGCGGGGGGAAAGGUGGAUGGGGGGGAUUUUGAGGAGGCAGUUGGGUUGCUGGAGGGGUUGCGGAUCUCGACGAUGUAG